CAGCCCUGUCGACGGCGUACUUUAGGUGUGUGCACGGGCCUUGUUCAGCCUCCUCUAUUUGGUCGCUUAGUGGGGAAUUUCAGUGUCCCAGCCUCCUCAUUGUGCGUAGUUGGGACAACCACAUCCCCAAACCCCAUUUAUACACCAUCACCACAUAACUUUUUGCGCAAAUCCACCAUAAUACAUAAACAAUGUCAAGGGCUCUUUAUUGUUCAACUAUUAUUGGAAGCUAUUGAAUCUAUUCUUCUGAUAUCCUAUUGCGCCAGUUCAAUUAUUGGGUUCUGCGCAACUAGCGAAAGACUACCAACCAAAACAAGCCACGACCAAGCUCAAUUCUCUGUAACUCUGUUUUGAGACUUCAACUUUGCGACCACAACAGACCCUCAACCACAACUUCUACAAUCGAGAAAUUAAUUGCAACCCCCUUAUAUAUACAGCUGCUUUGUUUCUGCUGGACAGAUUGGCUAUUUACUCAGUCUCCGUGGACACAGAAUUGCCAGAAAGCGACCGCGAAUAAACCUUCAAACCACAAAACCACAAACGAAGCCUUUAUUUGUCAACAUGGCAGGCGCGACUACAACUCCUCCUCCCACUUCGCGGAUCAGGAUUCCUCCAACCCCACGACUCGGAUUAGAAGACGACUACCAACCUUACGCGCGCAGAAAGUCAACUCGCGUCGCAUCACAACGUGAGAGCUCGGCACAGGCACCACCUCCCGCUUCCAACCACAACCUUAGAUCCGCACACUCCUCCCCUCAGUCUGCCACAAAGCGCAGUGUUUCUGGCUCUUCCAAUAUUACACCUCCUUCCACCAUUUCACGCAAGCGAGCAAACAAACCCACACUUUUGGGCGAAGACCAAGCCUCCUCCCAAACAACAAGAGGUGCCAGUUCCCCACAGGGCUUCUACUCCUCCAUCGGCACAAGGAACGAGAUGCUUCCAACUCCAGCAAAGACGCCGCAGAAGCGUGCAGAAACCAAAACCCCAACGAUCACAUCGAUCGCCCGAAACCUCUUCCCAGUCCGCCUCGAAACUGUCGAGCAGGCGAUGCCAUCUCCCAAGAGCCAACGCAAGAAGUACAAAGGGUUUUCCCUCGACGGAUAUGGCGAAGAUGAGGAUGAAUCAAUUGCCAUCUUUACGGAUUCCAAGGAACGCCUUCCGGAAGUUGACGCGAGCUCUGACAACCCUUUCUACGGGCCAGAGGUGAUCACAGCUGACGAGCCAUCGAAACGGAGAAGCAAGCGCAGAAGAGUCGAGCCACGCGAGUCCAACGGUGCAGAUGAGGAGGCUCAAGAUGAAGAGCGCAAAGAUGGCCUUGUAUAUGUAUUCCGUGGCAAGAAAAUCUUCCGCAGAUUCAGUGACCUGGAUGAGAUACAAUCACGUCCUUCUGCUGCCGAUGAAGUUGAGGAUGAGGUUGAUGUUACCGUCCCUUCCAGACUUUGUGGUCCUCUUACUCGAUCUUCCAUGAAGCCUCGUCUUCUGUUCCCCACCCAAAGGCAACUCGAUGAGAGGGACAGCCAGUACAGCGAAGCUGACGAGGAAGCUGACACCGACAUCGAAGAAGGCAACGCCCUCGCUACUCCUUCCCUGCAAACCGACAAGGUUGCAACUCCACGUGCUCCAAGAUUUGCACCUGUCUCGCCGCCAAGUACCGUGGCCCGAACGACUCGCUCCAAGAAGGUGUCCUCCGAUGAUGGCAUGGCCGGGGCCGGCUUCUCCAGCUUAGGCUCAGCAUCACCAUUUGAGAGCUGGCAGCGCACCAAACCCAAAGGUCAAAAGAGGGGCAGUGACGUCGUGUCCGCUUUCGACACCGGAAAUCACAAACGUGUCCGUGGCUAAAUCUUUCUUUGCAUGGCCUGGAUCUAUCUGCUACAUGGCAGCUUUUUGUAUCCAGCCUGCUCUCUUUCAUCACGCUGUCGUCACUGGCGCGGCGCUUGGACACGAUGUCCUUUUUUCCUGUUUGUAUAACGACGAUGCAUUGACCGCGACUCUCUUUUUUCAAUUAAUACCAACCUGAUACAUACGGCACGACUCUCAUGGCUUUACACACAAUGGCGCAACGAAAUCUUUCCGGUUCUGGGAUGCACUGGGCAGGGCAAAUGGGGGUGGGAUACAUGGGGUGAGAAUAUGAAGUAGGACGAGUCAAUAGGGGUUCAAUGUAACAUGGACUGGAGAAAAGAAGCCAGAGGAUGGUUACUGGUUGCUGGAUAAUGUAGACUAGAAUAACUGCGCCAAUAAAAGAGCGAAUUCAAAUACGAAU
Messenger RNA from Pseudogymnoascus destructans, 2260 nucleotides. RefSeq lists its product as uncharacterized. NCBI's taxonomy places the organism in Eukaryota, Fungi, Ascomycota, Leotiomycetes, Thelebolales, Thelebolaceae. The record is from RefSeq and is a predicted model, not a curated record. The transcript has 2 exons. The coding region runs from base 562 to 1839 and encodes 425 amino acids.